Drosophila biarmipes is the source of this 1027-nucleotide messenger RNA. RefSeq lists its product as uncharacterized. The transcript has a single exon. The record is from RefSeq and is a predicted model, not a curated record. NCBI's taxonomy places the organism in Eukaryota, Metazoa, Arthropoda, Insecta, Diptera, Drosophilidae. The coding region runs from base 140 to 790 and encodes 216 amino acids.
UACACAUUCAAGAGUCCUUUCCAGCAGUUUCUGAGUUAGAUCUCCAGAGAGCAGUCACCAAAUUCAAGCAUCACACAUCAAGAUCACCUGAAAUUCCCGGGCGGACCAUUUAGUUUAAAGCAUUGAGUUACCACUAAAGAUGGCCCAGCAGCCCAGCAGUGACAAGACCAAGCCGAAGACCGAUCCCACGUCGCGGAAGCUGAAGUUCGCCGGCUGCUGCCACCUGAAGGACGAGGCCCUGGCGCGUCUCUACAAGAUCGACCGGCUGACCGACGAGGAGCUGGCCUCCGUGGGCCUGCAGCGCAAGUCGCUGAUCGACGACUACCGCCACCUGCACGAGCUCUCGCAGAUGCGCCAGUGGGAGAACGGAGUGCGUCCGGCCCGGCCCACUCAGACCCACCGGAGCCGCUUCUCGCGGCUGCCCCAGUUGCAGCUGCAGCAGUACAAGCCGGUCAAGCUGUACAAGUUCCAGCUGCUCAACCAGCUGGUCCACGUGAUGAGCUUAGAGAAGGAGCCGGAGAGUAUCUUCAAUGAGCGGCAGUUCGAGUUCGAUGCCGACUACCGCGAGGACGACGAGGUCCAGCGGCUGCCGCCCAAGGAGCGCAAGCGCCGCCGCUUCGAGUCCUUCUGCGACCACCUGGACAACAUGUUCAUCUGCGGCGACCGCAACAUGGCCAUCGACCUGGUCGUCGACGCCAUCAUCCGCCUGAACAGGCGCCGCAAGCUGAACCCGCCCACCGGGCCCGCCAACCCCAGUCGCCUCCUGCCCGUGCCCCGCCGGGAGUACUAGCCUCGCCAGGAAUCUGAUGCCACAGCCACAGCCCGCAGCCCGCAGCCCACACCCAAUCCCAAUCCCAAUCCCAAAAUCAUUCCAAGGCGUGCAAGUAUUAUGGAAAAUGAUGGAAAAUCGAAAGCACUCGUUUUCUUUUUUGUUAAUUUUUAUUUCGAUUCUCCACAGAAAUACACUUCUCUCCAGCAUAUUAUAUUUUAAACACAUUUUAAAUUAAAUUUCGAUUUCCCAUUCAAA